CAACGCAAGAUGGCAGCCACCACAGGCUCGGGAGUAAAAGUCCCUCGAAAUUUCCGACUGUUGGAAGAGCUGGAAGAAGGCCAGAAAGGAGUAGGUGACGGCACAGUUAGCUGGGGUCUAGAGGACAAUGAAGACAUGACACUUACAAGAUGGACAGGGAUGAUAAUUGGGCCUCCAAGGGUGGACCCAAGGGCCACGGCAGUGCUGGCCAAGCGGCAGAAUUCCCACAGCAUCAAAGUCAUCCUGCAGGAGCUUCGGCGCUUGAUGAUGUCAAAAGAGAACAUGAAGCUACCACAGCCACCAGAAGGACAGUGUUACAGCAAUUAGUCACCAAGGCCCCAUUCUCCCCU
Messenger RNA from Onychomys torridus (southern grasshopper mouse), 350 nucleotides. RefSeq names its product ubiquitin-conjugating enzyme E2 variant 1-like. Bases 10 to 327 code for a protein of 105 amino acids. The record is from RefSeq and is a predicted model, not a curated record. The transcript is spliced from 2 exons. Lineage: Eukaryota; Metazoa; Chordata; Mammalia; Rodentia; Cricetidae.